UGGAGUCAGACACGGUCAGUAAACACAGUCGCGCCGCUCUGUCAUUGUGUGCUGUGCAGCAGAGGAGCAUGAGGAGGUGUCCUCUAACAUCACACUGCUGCUAUGCACUCAUAGAAAGAGCGAGAGCCUCACCAAGAGCAGAUUCUACAGGGGAACACUGAAGUGCACACCAGAAAGGAAUGGUGGGCUAUGAUCCAGACUCCCCCGGCGUGGUUCUCUCCCCAGAGGAAGCUGCUCUGGCCGGGUCAGCGGCAGGUAUGGUCACCCGUGCCUUCAUCAGCCCUCUGGAUGUCAUCAAAAUCAGAUUUCAGUUGCAGAUCGAGCAGGUGUCCUGGAGGAGUCGUCAGGGGAAGUACUGGGGUUUACGGCAGGCCACACGCUGUAUUAUGACUGAAGAAGGACUUCCUGCUUUCUGGAAAGGUCACAUUCCUGCCCAGCUGCUGUCUGUGUGUUAUGGGGCAGUUCAGUUUGCGAGUUUUGAAGCCUUGACCGAGCUGGUCCAUAAGAAGACGAGCUAUAAGAGCCAGACACCAGGAGUGCAUUUUAUCUGCGGCGGUUUGGCCGCCUGCUCCGCCACCGUCGCCUGCCAGCCGCUGGAUACCCUCCGCACACGCUUCGCUGCUCAGGGCGAACCCAAGAUGUAUCGUAACCUCAGGCAUGCCGUGGCCACAAUGUUCCGCACAGAGGGGCCCUUCACCUUCUACAGGGGCCUCACACCCACCCUAGUGGCCGUGUUUCCAUACGCAGGCAUGCAGUUUUUCUUUUAUAAUAUCCUGAAGAAACUUCUGGAGCCCCAGGACACCAAAUCUAAAGGAGGUUUACACAGUCUGAUCAGUGGUAGCUGUGCUGGAGUCAUCAGUAAAACAAUCACGUAUCCCUUUGAUCUGAUUAAGAAGAGACUUCAAGUGGGUGGAUUUGAAGAGGCCAGGAUGAAGUUUGGACAGGUGCAGACAUAUCAUGGGUUUGUAGACUGUGUGGUGAGGAUCGGCAGAGAGGAAGGGCCCCGGGGUUUCAUUAAGGGUCUCUCCCCCAGUCUAUUGAAGGCCGCUCUGUCCACAGGCUUCACCUUCUUCUGGUACGAGUUCUUCAUCAAUGCCAUUGUCAGCCUCAAGAGCAGCUAGUGAGCAAUGAGAGAAACCCCACAGACGUCCUUGAGUCAUUUUAGAUCAUCAGAUGGAACUCCGUGUGUGUUUUCUGGUGUGUAGAUGUAUUAAGACGUAAAGUAAAGAUGGACCAGUAGCUGCUCUCAAAAUACAGGCACUGCUACAAAAGUCAGGAGCUGUUUUACCACACCAGAAAGACAGUUUUACCUCUGACUCGCUCUAGUAAAGCCUUGAACUGAACAAUCAGCUGAAAUGUACUUGUUUACGUGAAACAGUGAACUCUACCUCUUGUCUCUCUCAACUGGAGACUGGAAAACCAUUGUUACACAUUAAUCUGUGUCUGUAUGUAUCUGUAUGUUUUGGUUUGCACUCUGUAUUAUGAUCUAUCUUAUUGUUUGUAUACAUAACACUGGAAAUCAGAAUGUUUUAACUUAUGGUUUUUGCAGUUUUGCAUUUCAAGAACAUUUAAAAUACAUACUCAAUAUGGUACAUUAAAUAUUCAGUCAUCUGUUUUCUACAGUAGCGUUUCAGGUUUUUUUGUUUGUGUGUGUGCUUUGUGUCAUUGUUAAGCUUUUUAACAAUGACAAUGGUAAAUGGUCAAAUAUUUUAUGGAUUAAAUAUUUAUGUUCCAUAUUAAUGGAUGGAAGAAUAUUGUUUGGAACAGUUUGAACCUCCAUGUUUCCUGUUACUCUGGCUUUAUUUGUGGCCAUAUUUAUGUUUUUUUUUUUAUUAUUGUACUUUCUCACUGACAUUAGUAAAAACAAUGGUUUUACUUUUACACCUGUGUACUCAUGUACAAAAACACAUAGCUCUCAUAUUACAAAAAUGUAUGGCAAACAAAUGGGUGACA
Molecule: messenger RNA, 1953 nt
Organism: Sinocyclocheilus grahami
Lineage: Eukaryota; Metazoa; Chordata; Actinopteri; Cypriniformes; Cyprinidae
Gene: slc25a19
Product: solute carrier family 25 member 19
Exons: 7
Coding region: 180-1121 (313 amino acids)
Biological process (GO): transmembrane transport
Source: RefSeq, a predicted model, not a curated record